Molecule: messenger RNA, 2169 nt
Organism: Asterias rubens (European starfish)
Lineage: Eukaryota; Metazoa; Echinodermata; Asteroidea; Forcipulatida; Asteriidae
Product: branched-chain-amino-acid aminotransferase-like protein 2
Exons: 2
Coding region: 656-1549 (297 amino acids)
Source: RefSeq, a predicted model, not a curated record
GGACGGUUUUGCACGGGGGCGGACACAACUGCAUACGCAAAUUAUGUCCGGGCGGACACAAUUGCAUGCAGCAGUGUCAGGGAUAACACGACUGCAUAUGCAAAACCGUCCCGCGGACAUUAUUGCAUGUGCAAUAAUGUCCUCCGGAUAAUUGCAUAGAGGACAUAAUUGCGUGCGAUACCGGCUCGGAUGGCCGGAGCCGGGCCAGGGGCCGAAGCCAAAUUAUUCACUUGACUUUGUUCUUUGUUCUUUAUUGAGUGGGGUUAGACUUAAUUUCAAGUCUGAGACUCAUAACCACAGUCUCAGAGACUGGUUAUUUCUCCGCCCGCAGAUUUGCUAACGCUGAGUGAUCGUCGGCUAUUAUGACGGAGGUUAUCCACAAGAGGGCGCUGUUUCAGAUAAUAAAUGUACCGGCUAUCAUUGCAUAACAUGUUCCGUUCCAACUUGACAAUCUGAAUCGUCCCAACUAUAGUUUUCUUUGGGGGGGGGGGGGGGGGGGCGGAACAGACUCAUAUCAAAUGCAUGAACCACUAGCUGCACAACCUGCUCCAUCCAUGCAUGUUCCAUGCAAAGGGCUAUAGCUCUGCUCCGUUACGUGGCUCAACCCUUGAGUUAGGUCCCGAAGUAGAAAUCUGAAUGAAAAUAAUUUGGCGAGAUGGAAAAUCACCAAACUACCGAGUCAGCAGGAGGCCAAGUCCGAAUGAUGUUGUGGGGAACACCUCGAUCAGUCUCAACCGUGUUCGCCAAGUUCAUGAGCUUCAUCGACGACUCGCAGAUCUAUUUCGAGCCCUAUCUCUGUGCUCGUUGGUUCGGGCCCGACUCCACCAUGUUUCCUGAAAAUCUGGCCAUGGCGAGGGAAGCUGUCAAGGCAGCAUCAGUGGUGACCUCGGUGACCGAGGGAUUCGAGAGAUCUGAGUGUUCUUUCAGUUGGGUCAAGAAGCAGCUAGAAAAACCACACGCCGGUAAGAAGCUCAUCUUCUGCAAGGAAAUGUGCUUCGCUCCUGAAGGUAAUUACGCGUCUCUCCCAGUUGGUUACCAUCACGUGUUCCUCCUGCGACAUCCUCUUAAAGUCUUCCCGUCUUGGAAGAAAAUCUACCCAUUUGGGGAAGGUAAAGACUUCAAACUUGAUGAGGCACCCCCGGUGUUUUUCCCGACUGGCUUUGCCUUCAAGGAGAUGAGUGAGUUACUGGAUCAUGUGAAGACGGCGCUCGAUCCAGAGCCUAUUAUUGUAGACACAGAUGACCUUCUUAGUAAUCCUCAAGGCAUCUUAUCAGAGCUCUUUAAGAAGUUGGGUUUACCUUUUCAAGAUAAGUACCUGCAAUGGGAAGAUGGAGGUGAAAUAUCCAAGAAGUGGAUAAUAUGCAAAACCUUUCUGCAGGGGCAAGUCGUUUGGGACUACUACAAGAAUGCCUUUGGGAGCACCUGUUUCACGAAACCGAGUCCAUUGCCCGAGCGUUCCUCGUUGACUGCUGACAUUCUUCGUUGUGUUGAUGCUUCCAUGCCGUAUUAUGACAAAAUGUUCGCUCAACGUUUAACUCUACAGAAGUAGAACAGAUCAAGAGUAAAAGUGGGAAACCGUUCUGAAAUAAUAUAUUAUAAUUAUCAAAUGAAAUUCAAAUUUAUGAUGUUUUUUAAUUGUAGAACUUCUAUAGGUUUGGUGAGUUGACAAAAAGGUAAACAGGAACUUUUGUAAAAAGAACUUGUGUUGUGGUACUUUUGAAAUAAACUUAUUUCUUUGGCCAGAGUCCAAAAAGUUAUACAAAUUUUUAACAUGUAAAGUAAUCCCACUGGCAACUGAAUAAAUCGGCAGACAAUUGAUUAAAUCCCAACCACUGUUUUUACCUUGAAAUAACAAAUUUAAUUUGUUUUUUUAGUCAAAGAAAAUAUAAGGAGCUGUUGUAAACGGCUUAUAACCCCCAAAACAUAUAAAUGGGAAAUAUUCAUAUAUACUAAAAUAGUUAAUGGUCUAGGUUUCGUCUGUCAUAUAUACUAAAAUAGUUAAUGGUCUAGGUUUCAUCUGUAGAACAGUCUUUCUCUUAAUUUAAAGACAAAUUUAAGGACAACUCAACGCUUGGAAUUAACAGGUCCAACAAAAUAAGGUUUCGCCUUUGUCCGAUAAACCAGGAUUGGACAUAAUAUUUGUAUGUGUUUAAAAUCAUGGAGCUUAAC